Molecule: messenger RNA, 4351 nt
Organism: Closterium sp. NIES-67
Lineage: Eukaryota; Viridiplantae; Streptophyta; Zygnematophyceae; Desmidiales; Closteriaceae
Source: the annotation of a GenBank genome assembly
UUCGCCCUCGAGAAGGUCCACUUCCUAGGACACAUAGUGAGCGCUCAAGGAGUUCACGUGGACCCAAGAAAGUUGAAGCCGUACGUACGUGGAAGACACCCGAGAACGUGAAGGAGUUGCAGCAGUUCCUAGGCUUCGCUAAUUACUAUAACAGGUUCGUGCCACAGUAUGCGAAACUCGCAGCACCACUCACGGAUCUGCUGAAGAAGAACACGCCCUACAAAUGGGAGCCACAGCACCAGGAAGCCGUGGAGCAGCUGAAACAAGCACUCACGUCCGCACUGGUACUCGUCUUGCAAGAUCCCGAACGCGACUACGUAAUCGAAGCCGACGCCAGUGACCAGGCAGUGGGAGCAGUCUUGAUGCAAGACCAAGGAAGUGGACUGCAACCAAUCGCCUACCUCAGUAAGAAACUACACGGGGCAGAACUAAACUACCCGAUACACGACAAAGAGGCCCUUGCCAUCGUCAUAGCCUUCAAAGCGUGGAGAUGUUAUCUCGAAGGACAACGAACAACCGUCUACACUGACCACUGCAGCCAGAAAUAUUUGAAGACACAACCCAUCCUUUCCAGGCGACAGGUCCGGUGGAUCGACUUCCUCAAGACACACUUCCAUUAUGACAUCGUGUACAAGCCCAGCCACAAAAACAAUGCAGACACCCUCAGCCGGCCUGCGCACGUUGCCGCUAUUCAGAUCGAAGAGAUGAAUCCACUCCUCAAGGGACUCUUCACACACGGGUACGCCAUUGACCCCGAAAUUCCCUUGGCAGAAAAACGACAUCUGCUACACCAUGGCAAGUGGUUAGCCUGGACUUCAUUACCGGGUUACCACCUACCACCAGCGGUCAUGACGCAAUCCUUUUCGUCAUCGACAAGUUCUCCAAAAUGGGACACUUCAUCCCGACACACACAACAGCGCGCACCGAGGAGACAGCACAACUCUUCGUUCGUCACAUCAUCUCUCAGCAUGGCAUUCCAACCACUCAUCUCCGACCGAGACCCCAAAUUCACCAACAAGUUCUGGAAGGAACUUAUGUCUCUACUCGGGACCAAAAUUGCCAUGUCAUCCGCCUACCAUACGCAGACAGACGGACAGACCAAGCGCCUCAACCAAAUUGUUGAGCAACUCCUCCGAGCAGCCUGCAAGGACGAGAUCUCCAAAUGGGACCUGCACCUGCCCGUUCUAGAGUUUGCUUACAACAACGCUACACAUGCCGCUACUGGACAGACGCCGUUCUUCCUCUACUACGGACGCCACCCACUCACACCACAGAAACCGACCAUAUCCGCUACAGUCCAACCUGCACAUGAUUUCAUCACAACCAUGCAUCAGCUUUGGGAUCGGACCCACAAGUGCCUCCUCGACAUUCAGCAGCAACAAAAGCGCCAGGCCGAUCGCCAUCGCAACGACCACACCAUCACGAUUCACAACGCCUUCCAUGUCCAACUUUUGAUGCCCUAUCAGGAUCCGAACACGAUCUUUGUCGGACGCCAACCACCGCCGCCGCCUCCCGUCCUUGUUCAGAAUGAACCCGAGUACGAGUUCGAGUCCGUGCUUGCACACCGCCAUCGUCGGAAUGGCGCCGUGGAGCUUCUCAUCCGUUGGAAGGGUUAUGAUCCUUCUAAGGACAGCUGGGUCCCUGAGUCCGACAUGGGUAACGCCCGUCGUCCUCUGCAUGACUACCUUGUCAAGCAGGCUACCGCUAUACCGCACACAUCAACACGAGAUCAUGGAGGAACCGGGUUCGAAGCCGACCUUCCGAGCACCAUAUCGGCUCAGCCCUGUGGAGCUGACCGACAUGAAAAAACAGAUCGAGUAUCUCCUAGCCAAAGGACUCAUCCGACCAUCCACUUCGCCAUACGGUGCCCAAUACUCUUCACACCGAAACCGGACGGAAGCCUGCGCAUGUGCAUCGACUACCGAGCUCUCAACAAGCAGACCAUCAAGAACAAAUACCCGAUACCACGAAUCGAUGACCUGCUUGACCAGCUUCGGGGAGCUACGGUAUUUUCCAAACUGGAUCUGCGGUCCGGAUACUGGCAGAUACGGAUGGCGGACAACUCUAUCCACAAAAUUGCUUUCCGAACUCGGUAUGGAUCGUACGAUUAUUUGGUAAUGCCGUUCGGACUCACCAACGCACCGGCAACAUUCCAAGCCGAAAUGAACCACAUUCUACGACCACUUUUGGACGAGUGCGUGGUGAUGUACCUGGACGACAUCCUCAUCUACUCGCGCGACAUGAAGCAACACGCCGAACACCUGCGACGCGUCUUCGAAAUUCUUCGACGAGAACAGUUCUACGUCAAAAUGUCCAAGAGUGAGUUCGCCCUCGAGAAGGUCCACUUCCUAGGACACAUAGUGAGCGCUCAAGGAGUUCACGUGGACCCCAAGAAAGUUGAAGCCGUACGUACGUGGAAGACACCCGAGAACGUGAAGGAGUUGCAGCAGUUCCUAGGCUUCGCUAAUUACUAUAACAGGUUCGUGCCACAGUAUGCGAAACUCGCAGCACCACUCACGGAUCUGCUGAAGAAGAACACGCCCUACAAAUGGGAGCCACAGCACCAGGAAGCCGUGGAGCAGCUGAAACAAGCACUCACGUCCGCACUGGUACUCGUCUUGCAAGAUCCCGAACGCGACUACGUAAUCGAAGCCGACGCCAGUGACCAGGCAGUGGGAGCAGUCUUGAUGCAAGACCAAGGAAGUGGACUGCAACCAAUCGCCUACCUCAGUAAGAAACUACACGGGGCAGAACUAAACUACCCGAUACACGACAAAGAGGCCCUUGCCAUCGUCAUAGCCUUCAAAGCGUGGAGAUGUUAUCUCGAAGGACAACGAACAACCGUCUACACUGACCACUGCAGCCAGAAAUAUUUGAAGACACAACCCAUCCUUUCCAGGCGACAGGUCCGGUGGAUCGACUUCCUCAAGACACACUUCCAUUAUGACAUCGUGUACAAGCCCAGCCACAAAAACAAUGCAGACACCCUCAGCCGGCCUGCGCACGUUGCCGCUAUUCAGAUCGAAGAGAUGAAUCCACUCCUCAAGGGACUCUUCACACACGGGUACGCCAUUGACCCCAAAAUUCCCUUGGCAGAAAAACGACAUCUGCUACAGUGGGACAAUGACAUCGCGUACCGGAAAGGAUCAACGAAAAUCUGGGUACCCUAUUACCCUCCUUUGCGCCAAUUACUACUUGAAGAAUACCAUGACGUCCUAUACGCCGGACACUUCGGUAGCAACAAGACGCUGACCGGUAUCGCAAAACACUACUACUGGCCCCACUUGGCAGAAGAUGUUCAGAAGUUUGUCACCUCGUGUGAUACAUGUCAGCGGAUUAAGAGCAGCAAGCAAAAAAAGGCGGGACUUUCCCAGAACAGCCAUGGCAAGUGGUUAGCCUGGACUUCAUUACCGGGUUACCACCUACCACCAGCGGUCAUGACGCAAUCCUUUUCGUCAUCGACAAGUUCUCCAAAAUGGGACACUUCAUCCCGACACACACAACAGCGCGCACCGAGGAGACAGCACAACUCUUCGUUCGUCACAUCAUCUCACAGCAUGGCAUUCCAACCACUCAUCUCCGACCGAGACCCCAAAUUCACCAACAAGUUCUGGAAGGAACUUAUGUCUCUACUCGGGACCAAAAUUGCCAUGUCAUCCGCCUACCAUCCGCAGACAGACGGACAGACCGAGCGCCUCAACCAAAUUGUUGAGCAACUCCUCCGAGCAGCCUGCAAGGACGAGAUCUCCAAAUGGGACCUGCACCUGCCCGUUCUAGAGUUUGCUUACAACAACGCUACACAUGCCGCUACUGGACAGACGCCGUUCUUCCUCUACUACGGACGCCACCCACUCACACCACAGAAACCGACCAUAUCCGCUACAGUCCAACCUGCACAUGAUUUCAUCACAACCAUGCAUCAGCUUUGGGAUCGGACCCACAAGUGCCUCCUCGACAUUCAGCAGCAACAAAAGCGCCAGGCCGAUCGCCAUCGCAACGACCACACCAUCACGAUUCACAACGCCUUCCAUGUCCAACUUUUGAUGCCCUAUCAGGAUCCGAACACGAUCUUUGUCGGACGCCAACCACCGCCGCCGCCUCCCGUCCUUGUUCAGAAUGAACCCGAGUACGAGUUCGAGUCCGUGCUUGCACACCGCCAUCGUCGGAAUGGCGCCGUGGAGCUUCUCAUCCGUUGGAAGGGUUAUGAUCCUUCUAAGGACAGCUGGGUCCCUGAGUCCGACAUGGGUAACGCCCGUCGUCCUCUGCAUGACUACCUUGUCAAGCAGGGUGUUACUUCUACCACCCAGCUUUGAGGGGGGGAGGUGUGAGAGUACGACCCCGUUACACCAUU